UCUGACAGAAAGCAGAAUUCAUAUCACAUCUGUAUGAUACAGGAUUAAACUAUUAGCUGCGGAUGCUGUUGUACAGCUGGGGAUGUUUAAAAUAUAACGUUUGACAUUUGAAACGAAGCCUUGGAAAAGAAUGCAGUCUGACAGAUUCUCUACUCACUGUGUACUCAGGCACUUGACAUCGGCUUGACAGAUGAGACUUUCACCAUUUGGGGGAAAUUCCAGAAUAUUGGGUUUAGUUGAGUAAUCUCUCCCUGCCGGUCAUAUGAAACUGACCCGAGUGUUUCCGAGCUGGAUAAGACAACACCACCAUGAAGUUGUCUCCUUUGGCUUUGCUGUUUGUGUUUAUUUUUCCAAUUCGCUGUCUGCAGCCAAUAAACUGCAGAUGGGGGCCUUAUAGAGAUUGGUCUGAGUGUGAUGGUUGCACCAGAACAAAGGUGCGGAAACGGCAUGUGGAGGUGUAUGCCCAGUUUGGGGGUGCGCCAUGUUCAGGAGAAAAUUCCCAAACUCACCCUUGCAGCCCACAAAAGGGAUGUCCUCUGGAAUCCGGGUGCAUGGAAAGGUUCCGAUGCACGUCGGGUCAAUGCACUAGUCAGUCUCUGGUGUGUAACGGGGACCAGGACUGUGAGGAUGGUCUGGAUGAGAGAGGCUGUAAUGAAGAUAACAGUCAGUUUGUUUGUGAUCUUGAUAAAACUCCCCCAAACUCUGAAUUGACUGGCAAAGGGUAUGAUGUGCUCACAGGGAAGCUGAGGGCAGGUGUGAUCAACACUCUGAGUUUUGGAGGACAGUGCAGAAAAGUGUUCAGUGGUGACCAUAAAAUUUAUUAUCGACUGCCACAGAAUGUCCUUAGAUACAACUUUGAGGUGAAAGUGGAUAAUGAGGAGAGCGAAGAAUCCUAUGAAAGCUCUUGGUCCUACGUGCAAGACAUCCAGGCUAACUCUUUAUUUGGACAUGACCGUCGUACCUUUCACAAAGAGCUCACUGAAACAAAGAAUCACAGAAUCAUAGUUCUGAAGAAUAAAGUGGAGUUGGCCCAGUUCCAAAACUCAGCCCCCCAGUAUCUGACUCUGGCCGAAGAGUUUUGGAAGGCUUUAAUCUCCCUUCCGUACACAUACGAUUAUGCUGCCUACCGUCAACUGCUGCAGAUAUAUGGCACUCACUACCUCUCCGAGGGCUCGCUUGGAGGCAAAUACCAAGGCUUUUUGGAGAUCGACAACCAGGAUUUUGCAACAUCUGAGGCAACAACAAUCGACUACAAGAGGUGCUGGAGAAAGGUUAAACGACGCUUGUUCAGGAAAAAGGUCAAAAUCGUUUGUGACAAAUUCUACAAAUCCUUCUCAUUUGAUGAUGAGGGACAUGUAUCCAAGAUGCCCAUCAAGGUGAACACUUUUGGAGGAGAUCCAUCGUUUUCAGAUGUAUUGAAAGUUCUGGAUCUUGACAAUCCAGAAGUAAAUGGAGAGGCCUAUGACAACUGGGCCUCCUCUGUUAAAGACUUCCCUGAUGUCAUAGACCAGAAGCUACGUCCUCUGUAUGAACUAGUAAAGGAGGUGCAGUGUGCAGGUUUGAAGAAGCUCCACCUGAAAAGAGCCAUCGAAGAGUACCUGGCUGAAGAGCAUCCUUGCCACUGCAGACCCUGCCAGAAUAACGGCCAGGCGCUCCUGACCGGCUCAGAGUGCCAAUGUGUCUGUCGGCCAGGAACCUCAGGACAAGCAUGUGAGCAUGGAGCUGCGAUUGGAGAACAACCAGGAGUGAUCCAUGGUGGCUGGAACUGCUGGUCAACCUGGAGUUCCUGUUCUGGUGGUCAAAGGUCAAGAUCCCGCAGCUGUACCAACCCCAGUCCUAGCAGAGGUGGCCAGCACUGCUCUGGGUUGACAGAAGAGCAAUCGCCCUGUGACGAUGCAGAUAUGCAGUAUUUACAGAUGAUGGAACCUCAGUGUUUCAAUCUAUCUCUGACUCCACCAAAGACCUGUGGGCCUCCUCCAAACCUCAGAAACGGUUUCAUCCAGGAUCCCAAGGAUUUUUAUUUGGUUGGAAAAACAGUAGAGUACUCUUGCAUUGAGGGUUAUUACCUCAGUGGAAGCUCUUUGGCUCAAUGCACUGAAGGUCAGAACUGGAAGACUGGAGACAUGUCUUGUAAAAGCUCCAUUUGUAAUAUUCCUCAGCUCAACAACGAAGUGAUCGCCACGCCCACUAAAGCGGCCUAUCAGAUUGGCGAUCGAGUGUCUCUGUCUUGUCCCCCUGGAUGGACGAUGACAGGCGACGUGUCGGACAUCAUAUGUACUCCCAGUCUCCAGUGGUCGCCUUCUCCAUCCACUGCUCGCUGUAGUAACGGUGUGAUAGGUCUUACUCCUCCUGUGCAGCUGAAGUGUAAACUGUGGGAAAAUGUAGGGAAAAACACAUGUGUGUGUAAAAUGCCAAUUCAGUGCCCAACUUCACUAGAGUUGUGUGCCAGAAUCAGCGCGAGCCAGCCUCGCGUGCUUGGCGUGUGCCAGUUAGGAGCUCUGCGGUGUUUGGGUCGCAGCUUCACACUGGUCAAUGAUAGCGAGUGUACCUGGCCAGAAGAGACCUCCUGUGAUCACUGCACACCCGGAACACAAUGUCAGGCUGGACGUUGUGUAUGCCAGAAUGCACCAGAAUGCCCAGGAGACUCCGCCCCCCUUUGUGUGAACACUGGCGACGGUGGCGUGGCCACAACCAUGACCGAGUGCCAAGUGGGGACCAGGAGGUGUGCUGGGGAGCAGCUCGCUGUUAUCGACAUCGAUGCAUGUUCAUAAUAAAACUGGCUGCUUUUAUUUCUCUUACAAUAUUCGCAAUAACACGAUCGCCUUCACAAACUAA
Molecule: messenger RNA, 2835 nt
Organism: Nerophis lumbriciformis (worm pipefish)
Lineage: Eukaryota; Metazoa; Chordata; Actinopteri; Syngnathiformes; Syngnathidae
Gene: c7b
Product: complement component 7b
Biological process (GO): complement activation
Cellular component (GO): membrane attack complex
Molecular function (GO): protein binding
Source: RefSeq, a predicted model, not a curated record